This is a messenger RNA of Pochonia chlamydosporia 170, 6117 nucleotides long. RefSeq names its product SH3 domain-containing protein. Bases 1 to 6117 code for a protein of 2038 amino acids. NCBI's taxonomy places the organism in Eukaryota, Fungi, Ascomycota, Sordariomycetes, Hypocreales, Clavicipitaceae. Gene Ontology annotation, biological process: small GTPase-mediated signal transduction. Gene Ontology annotation, cellular component: cytoplasm; plasma membrane. The transcript has 2 exons. Gene Ontology annotation, molecular function: guanyl-nucleotide exchange factor activity; small GTPase binding. The record is from RefSeq and is a predicted model, not a curated record.
AUGCCCUGGCAGCCGCUACCCCGGAUCGCGUUCGCUGUUGCGACCUACCCGUUUACUGCUGAGAGCCCGGCCGACCUGCCGCUUGAAAUUGGCGAUGAGCUGUACAUUAUUGAGGAGACACCAGACGGCAACUGGCUGCGGGGGUACUUGGUCGCACCACCCAGUUUGCUCGCAGGCUUGACUUCAGUCAAGGGACAAACUCUUGAAGCUAGAGUAUUUAGUGGAAUCUUUCCCCGCAGCUGUGUGGAAGUCCGAGAGAUGCUUGGGGAAUCCGACGAUCGAGACGACCAAGAAUCGACAGACGAGAAUGGACUUGCGGGCAACAACCUCCGGCCUGCAAGCGAUUCAGCCAAGAGUGGUAUCAAUGGGGGCGAGGCAAGGAAAUCAAGGUCUCCGGACCUCGCCGUAGGUAUAGGAAGACGACGAAAGCCGCUGUCAGAACUGCCCAAUGGCACAUUGGGAAAUUUGUCGAUACCAGUGUGGCGAGACCCCAACGCGCCAAAACCAGCUGCCCCGGUUCCCAUGCUUAAGAUUGGCGACGAAACACCGACAUCUGCCGAGGAGCCUUUAAUCGACGAGAUCGCGUCGUGUCUGAGAGAAUGGCACUCAAAGAACCUUCACGAGCUGCUGCUCUCUAGACAGUAUGGGGACCUAGACAAGCUCUCGAAGCUCAUUACUAGCCUCAACCUCAACCGACAGCAGUUCUUGUACAAUGUUCUCACAUCCCACGAGUACGACCGGUUACGGGAGAAGACGGUGUGGGACCUGGUGCGCGUGAACAAGCUCUGUGGAGGCGAGGUUAUUGUCCGCGAUCCAGCUGAGCGUGGACGCAUACUAACAGGGGAUGAUUCUGUUGUCGAGGUAACUCGGCUGCAGUCCGUCAUGACCCUUCUGAAUGAGCCGCCUCAGCCAGCCGUGGAACUGACCAGCCUGCACCACUUGCUCCUCGAUGUCAAAGGCUUUGCUGGAUCCUCUUCUGAAGCCACAACUUUGGCUGUGUUUCUUGUCACGAAGCCGCGUUACGAGAAAUUAGCCACUUUGUCAGAGUCAUUCACCGUCGACAUCCCAGCUGGCGGUAUAAUUGGUGGCAUUGGCCAGGAUGCCUCGAGCCGGACCCUUUUCAUCGACCUCUCCUCCCAGGAUAUUGGGGACUCGCCAUCUGCCGAGUCUGAUCUGUAUCUGGUAGUCAAAGUCCUCGCUUCGCAGCAGAUUUUACCCCACAAACCACUCUCAAGAUCCGGCACCGGCUCGGAAAGCACCUUUUCGAGAGAAAACUCAAAAACCUCUUCCUCAAGCAUAUCGAAAUCCACCAGGCGAAGUUUGAUGUGGGGUAGCAAGACCGGGCGCUCUACAUUUUCGAGAGGCUCAAUCCUCCCCAAGAUGGAUGCACUAUCUGAGCAACAAGGCGAACGACCGGUGACAACAUCAGACGGGUAUGGUCCUCCUAGUACGGCCAGUUCAAAGAACGGUGGAGGUGUCCCGGAAGCAUCCCAAACUGUGCAACGUACCGUUGGAGUCGGCAUUUUGAAGGUGAACGCAAUAAUGAAGCAGAACGACGAGGUUGAGCAGGUCCUCAACAUCUGGUCACCUAACAAUAGUCGAGCAUCGACGGAGAGGGACAUGGGCGAUGACUUUGAUCCCCUGAUUCUGGAGCUCAUGGAUAAUGCGAAUGGACGGUACGAAAGAUCACGCAGAGGGGAACGACUACAAGUCUCGCUACAAGCGUUUGAUCACCCCGACGCCGAUACUCUAAUCAAAGCCACGCCAACACUUUUAUCCGGCGUUUGUAAAACGAAUAGAAUGGGAUUUUCCGGAGCCCCAACGAAACCAAGGUCCGACAUCUAUCUCACACUCAACUCUGCCUCUUUGGCACGCCAACAUUUGUUGUCUCGAUACGGAGGAAGUGCUACUACCAUGCCCUCUGGCAUUCAAGGCAACAAUUUUCAGGUCACGGUAGAGGUUCGCGCACCUUCGGGACAGAGACUAGAAAACUGCAUAUUUACUGGCUCCAAUAAGGAGCCGAUGACAACAUUCAGGUCUACAGCCGCAGAACGUGGAGAAGCUUGGAACCAGACACUCCGGCUCGCCCUGUCACCGACUGAUGCAUCCACAGCUCAUGUGGUCAUGUUCUUGUGUGAUGUGCCAGGGCCACCUUUUGCUGUUGCUCACAUGCCGUUGUGGGAUAGACAGGCUUUCAUGCGAGACGGCCGCCAUGGACUACUUCUCUAUAAGAUAGAUGAAAAUACGUCCACAGCACAGGCUGGCCCAACUGGCAGGGGAGGGUAUUUGUCUGUCCCGUGGGCACCCCGGGGGAGAGAUGAACACUCCGAGAAUGUAACCGGUCCUCUGGCUGUGUUACACGUCAAUACCUUCCUUUGCAGCACGCGGUUUUCCCAGGAUAGAAUCAUUCUGGGCCUGGUGAAGUGGAAGGACCUGCCCGAAGAAGAAGUUGCCGCGGUCCUACGACAAUUAAUGUUUGUUCCUGAAAUCGAGGUUGUCAAACUACUCAGCGAUGUACUUGAUGGACUAUUCGGAAUUCUCGUCCAGCACUCUGGAAACAAUGAGUUUGAAGAUUUGGUCUUUACUGCAUUGGUUAGAGUUCUGGGCAUUGUCCAUGACCGUCGUUUCAAUCUGGGUCCAUUAGUUGACCAAUAUGCGGAAUCUCAGUUUAAGUAUCCCUUUGCCACUUCAGGACUCGUCAGAUCAUUCACUCGAUUGCUGGAGAAGCCAACUGAACCCCAGACGGCUCGAAAUCUUCGGUCUACAUUCAAGGUUGUCAGACAUAUUUUGAAAUUCAUUACGCAUGCUCGAAAACAACAAAAGCUCAAGGAAGCUGGCAUCGGAAUCACAUCCUCGCCGCAAGGAUUCACCCGACAACUUCGCUCCAUUUUCAAGGCUCUCGACAGCAUGAUGCGAAAUCCUGCCCCUGUCCUUGUUGGUAGUCAAACCUUGGCCGUGCAACACUUCCACACCUGGCUGCCGGAGCUUACGGGCUUGCUAGACACCGAGGAGAUUCUUCACAUUGCAAUUGACUUUAUGGACUCUUGCACCCAAGUCAAGGGCAAACUGAUAUUGUAUAAGCUGGUUCUCAUCAUCAACUACUCCAAGCUGGACCUUUUUGCGCAUCCGGAUCAGAAGGCCGCCUUGAGCGCAAACACAGUUCGCUGGAUUUCGCCACAUUGGGGUCACGCAGAAGAAGUCACAGAACAGUGGCGCGAGCAGGUCCGUCUGUGCUGCUCCGUGAUUGCGAGCCAGGUCGACCAUUUGGGCCCCGAAAUCCCGGACCACAUCCCGAGGAUAAUCGACUCGUAUCUGUCACUAUUGUCGUCACCACCGAAGCCCCGAAAUCGGCUCUCUUUCCUCUUCCCAUCUGCUUAUCCAUUCCCGUCGAAGCCUGUCUCUGCUGAUCUCACGUUUGACGAAAGCCUGGCAGAGCUCUCAGCAAUUCUGUCCGCGAUUUCUAGUUCCUCCGCUGGGAUGCAGCUCGAGUUGGCGGCGGAAGAUGACCUGGCAACCAUUCUGGAGAACUUGCUGCGAGUGCAUAUGAGCAUCCUCUCCGGCGAAGCGUUCCCUGCCGGUUGGCUAAGUCUGCAUAUUUAUCAUCACAAGUCAACUAUGCGCACCCUGCAAUACGUCGCAACGCUCAUGCUUGAGUCGUUCUUACCGGAUCCUGACGAGGCAGAGACGUUCAGUAUGGAGCUGUGGAAACUGUUUUUCACGACACUUCUGAAGUUGGUUGGCAGCACGUCCCUGGCAUUAGAAACUUUCCCAGAGCAGAAGAGAAGGGCGGUCUGGAAAAUCGCUGGUGAUGUGAGAGAACACGGCGCCGAGCUUUUGCGAACAACGUGGGAAGCAAUUGGCUGGGAAACGACCCCUGAAGAACGUAACCGGUACGGACUGGCCAAGAUUGGAGGAUACCAAGUACAAUACGUUCCAGCAUUGGUUGGGCCGAUUGUCGAGUUAUGUUUAAGCGUCCACGAGGGUCUGCGGCGGAUGGCAGUUGAAGUUUUGCAAACGAUGAUUGUUAGCGAAUGGACUCUGAGUGAGGACUUGACCGUCAUUCAGACAGAGAUGAUUGACAGCUUGGAUCAAUUUUUCAAGUCGAAGCCACUUACGGAGAGCAUCUUGCAGAAGUUGUUUAUCGGCGAGCUGCUGGAGCGCUUUGACCUCCUGUCUGAAAUUCCAAACGAGCCACUGUACACUGCAGUUCGGGAGCUCGUGGGCACGCUGGACGAGUUCCUCGAUUUGUUGGUUGCCGUUCAUGGAGGCGAAGGCAAUGGCGAGGCAACUAGCAUCAUCAAUCGUCUGAGACUGAUGGAAUUCCUCCGCGACAUGCAAAAGGAGGAAAUUUUUGUGCGCUACGUCCAUCAGCUUGCAAGGCUACAGGCCGAGAGCCGCAAUCAUGCCGAAGCUGGUCUUGCGUUGCGCCUUCAUGCGGAUCUUUAUGACUGGGACCCAACCAGACAAGUAAAAGCUUUGGCAGAGCCAGAGUUCCCAGCACAGACGCAGUUUGAACGCAAGGAGAAGAUCUAUUUUGACAUGAUUAAGCAUUUCGAGGAUGGCGAGUCGUGGAGUAACGCCUUGACUGCAUACAAGGAACUGCAGAGUCAAUACGAGACCAAUAUUUUCGACUUUGCCAAGCUCGCGAGGACGGAACGUGCCAUUGCCACCAUUUACGAGACCAUCUCUAAGAGCGAAAAGUUGAUUCCGAGAUACUUCAAAGUUGUAUACAAGGGUCUGGGUUUCCCAUCUGGCAUCCGGGAUAAGGAGUUCAUUUAUGAAGGAGCCCCCACAGAACGGGCGGCGGCUUUUACCGACCGAAUGCAGGAACAAUAUCCAUCUGCACAGAUUGUGACAUCUGGGCAUGUUGAUGAGGUCGAAGGACAAUUUUUGAUGGUUUCUGUGGUAACGCCACACCGCGACCUGUCUCACCAAGUAUUUCAAAGAGCACGCGUGCCUCAAGUCAUUCGCGAUUUCUUGGUGUCUUCGCACCCGCAGAGCUUUUCUUUUACGACCAAACGUAGCACGUCUGGUGCAGUGGAGAACCACUAUGCGGAAAAGACCCUCUUUGUCACGGCCGAGCCUUUCCCAACCAUCCUGCGCCGCAGUGAGAUUAUUGAGGCUCACGAAAUCAGACUCGAUGCUCGUGAAACCGCCUUGGAGCGCAUCGUGCGGAAGACGCAGGAGAUGACGGCUCUGGAACGCCGCCUUUCGGACGGAGAAGAGGAGGUUGGCCAGCUUCUUCUUGACGCGAUUUCUAUUUCUGUGAAUCCUAUGUCCGAACAAAGUGUCAUGUGUUAUCGCAAGCUACUGCCUGAGCCUGAUGAGGAGGACGAGGAUGAGGAUGAAGACGAGGCCGAGCUGGAGCCUCAGGAUACUGCAAUCAAGAUGGCACUUGUGGACCAUGCUAUUAUGAUCAAGAGAGUGUUGGCCCUCUUUGCGAGAAGCAACAACCCAGUGCUGUGUCAGAAACAAGAAGAACUCCAACGAUUUUUCGAAGUCGCAUAUGAGCCCGAGAUUGCACUAUUUGCCCCUCCUCCUCCAACCCCCCGCGAGACAGUAUCAACUCCGUCCACAGCUUUCCGAGGCACCUUUCCACCACUCGACCAAACCCCUCCACAGUGGACGAACAUUGCCGCCCCAUUAAAUGGCACCAAGGUUGAGGAAACGUCCAUUGUGCGCCAGGUAUCUCUGCGACAGCGUAGUGCCCGACUGAGUUUCUUGCCUGGACGGAAACAACAGCAUCAACAACAACAACAACAACAACCAGAAACUGAUCAGCAGGCUGAAACAGUAACUGUUAAUGGAAGCCCAGAGUCCAAGGCGUCGCACCGACGGAGCCGAAGCUUUGGUAAAGGAGCUCGCCGACAGAGCAUUUUCAAGUCGCAGUCGAUGGACGACGGCCUGCAAGAUAAUCCAAGCGGCAUGGGAAGACGAGGCAGUUCAGCCAGCAAAGGCAGCUUCGACAGAAAGAGUAGCAUUGACGAGCAUGUGACGGAAGCAGAGAUUCCACCUGUCAAGAGAACGGGAAGCGUCAGGAAGAGACUAAGUCUCUUCAAGAUGGGAAUCAAGAGUAACAAGUCGGGAGGCGUAAUGGGCAGUGUUGACGAAGAGUAG